GCUAUACUGGCUAUGCUGCAAACAUCAGGCAAAUUGUACAUUGCACUGCCUGAAGACGAUGCCUGCUGGUAUAAAAUACCAAUAGUGAAUAAGUAGGUGCAUAUGAUCAUCAUACACCCCAAAGUGACAUCUAAUUAGUAAUGCGCUUACUAGUACUUCUCUGUGUCUUCCUCUACUACCUCGUUGGAGUGAUCCGAGCUGCACCUACAACAAAUACAACAAAUACUACCACUAGUGACAUUUUUAAAGCCCCAUCGUUCACCACCAGAACCCUAUGGAGCAUAAUUUCUAGCUCCGUUCUCACUCUUUUUGCAUGCGUUUACAGUGCCAUCCACCCUAAUAUUCCGAAUCCUAAACACAGCGGCUACCCUCAUACUCUAUGGCGACAACUUGGCAUGAUGAUAAUGGCACUGAUCCUUCCUGAACUGAUCGCCACAUGGGCUAUGCGCCAAUGGUUCAGCGCUCAUCAAGUUACAAGGCAGUUCGAGAAAUCGGGGUAUCCCAACGUUCGUCCGGAGUCUGAAGAAAUGAGUUCUGUUAAAGCACCUGGAAAUCGCUUCCUUCGCUGUAUUCUCUUGCCUUUCGUUCACAUCUUUCUCCUCCUUGCUAAAGGUGUAUUAUCUGUACCGGUAUCUCUUUUGCGUGUCCUUUGUGCUCCUGUGAUGUGGGUCGCAAGGCGGAUUAAGUCAGAGCAAUCCGAGUCUGACUUGGAAGAUUAUACGUGGACUCAGACGCACAGCUUCUUUGUGCUGAUGGGUGGUUUUAUGCUUUAUGUGGACGGGAAACCUUACCUUACACUACGUCCUGAUUACAUCGUCAAACUGACACGUGAGGGGUGUAUCGACGUUUCUACCCUAACGGCAAAGCAGAUUCACGACAGGAGUAAAGGCAAUGCGAUAUCGAAAGGAUCGGUCAUCCUUCAGGUGGCCUGGUUCAUCAUCCAGCUCAUCACCCGCGCCAUCUACCAUCUCGAAACCACCCAGCUUGAAAUGGGGACACUCGCUUUUGCGGUUCUCAAUUUCCUAACUUAUGCUGUGUGGUGGAACAAGCCUCUCGAUGUGCAAUGUCCACAUCCAGUGUACUGGAAGUUGACCGAGUCAAUGCCAGAGGAUCACAUUGAAAACGAACUCGCUCGGUUUGGGAUCUUGGCACCAGUCUUUCGCCCAGUUCUAGAACUGAUAGGCAUCCCUGACAUUCCCACGUCUCGAAAGCUCCAAGUCCCGACAUUCGAUGGCAGCAUCAAUCUCGAAGAUUCGGACAAGAACAUUCUUCAGCUUGCUGCGUUGCUCAUGGCGAGCACGUUUGGCGGCAUCCAUUUUAUGGCUUUAUUUUAUACUUCUUCCCCAGGCAGGAAUCAGGCCACACUGUGGUCGAUGAGUUCCUUCAUUAUAAUUAGCGUACCGUUUGCUUAUGUCCAGAUUUAUUUUAUGUUGCCGAACCGGUAUCUUACACCAUUUUUCAUCGUGGGCUUUUCAUUACAUGCCCUGUUGUACAUUGUGGCUCGUGCCUGCCUCUUGGUACUUAUGUUCACCACUUUACGCCAUCUUCCUCCUGACGCACACAUCGUGGUGUCGUGGACCAGUUUGGUGCCGCACCUAUAAUUCUUGAUCAUGAU
Messenger RNA from Suillus discolor, 1615 nucleotides. RefSeq lists its product as uncharacterized. The coding region runs from base 141 to 1601 and encodes 486 amino acids. The transcript has 4 exons. The record is from RefSeq and is a predicted model, not a curated record. NCBI's taxonomy places the organism in Eukaryota, Fungi, Basidiomycota, Agaricomycetes, Boletales, Suillaceae.